UACUUGAUUUUUUUAGGUAACGAUAUUGUAUAAAUAUACUGGAGGGAUAGAGAGCUAUCAGUACAGUUCAAAAGUGACCAAGAGUGAGGUUUUCAAGUGCUAGGAAAGAAUUGAUCAUUGCUUUUUAUUAAUCUAAAAACAGGAAAAUGAAAAAACUGAUUUUAUUCGCAGUAAUCUGUAUUGGUGCUGCUAGUUGCUAUUUAACCGAAGGGGAUUAUGGUUAUAAACUAAAAACUCUUGCCAAAAAAGCUCACGACUUUUGUGUUGAAAAGACUGGCGUUACGCAAACAGAAAUAGAAAGAGUACAACAAGGAAAAUUCGAUGAUGAAAUAAAAAUUAAGGAAUAUACCGGCUGUUUAUGGACUCACACCAAAGCCAUGAAUGGGAAUUUUGAGCUUGAUGAGGAGUUAAUAAAAGACACGUUACCUGUGGCAAUAAAAGACGUGCAGUUUAAAGUUAUAACGGAUUGCCGUGCAGAAAUCAUAAGGACAGCAGGAGCCGAUAUGAAUUUUGCAGAUAAAGCUUACUCAUUAGCAAAAUGUGUCCAUGAUAGGAACCCAGAGAGUUGGUUUUUCUUCUAAUUGCGACAAAGCUGAUGAUUGCAACAAUGUUAACCAAAUAUUUUCAUUUAUACGCAUUCGUUUCUGAGUGUUAAGUUCUUUUAUCCAAAAUAAAUAUGAAUUUAUUGAUACUAAUAA
Diorhabda carinulata is the source of this 698-nucleotide messenger RNA. It is a transcript of the gene Obp83a, whose product is annotated as general odorant-binding protein 83a. Lineage: Eukaryota; Metazoa; Arthropoda; Insecta; Coleoptera; Chrysomelidae. Gene Ontology annotation, molecular function: odorant binding. The transcript has 7 exons. Bases 147 to 581 code for a protein of 144 amino acids. The record is from RefSeq and is a predicted model, not a curated record.